AAAUACUGCAACGGCUCGACGAUUAGUACGGUGCUCUGCUAUAACAUACUAGAAAUGGUGUAUAACUCAUUUUAAAAUAGUAAACCUAGUAGUAUCGGUAGCGAUAGAUAAUUGUCAGACAAAUAAAUGAACUAGAAUCAAACAAAUUUCAAAAGCAUUGCUCGGCAUUCAUUCCAUAUUGCGCGCUCGCGAUGUUAGCACCUAAAAUUGUAGUCUGAAACGCGCUCAAACGUUCAAUUCGUUCUGACUCGAUUGGUUAACUUAAAUUUUAAAAUAAAACAAAGUUAAUUUAAAAUCUUUUAAAAGAAUUUAUGGUAACAUAUUUAAGUACAAAACUCUGAGCUCACGGUAUAUUCAGGAAAUCAAAUCGCAGUAUGUCAACGGAGAUCGAAGAUCAGCUUUAUCGCGAGACGCUUCCAAAUAUUUAUGAGGUGGUGAAGCGGAAAACUAAAAAAUAUUGCACUCCUAAUACGCUUAUGAAUUUUUUCCCAGUAAUAAAAUGGCUGCCAAAUUAUCAACUGGAUUAUGUUUUAAAAGACUGUAUAGCCGGCUUAACAGUAGGAUUGACCUGCAUACCACAGGCCAUAGCGUAUGGCGCAAUAGCUGGUCUUGAGCCACAAUAUGGCCUGUAUUCAGCCUUCAUGGGCUGUUUUAUGUACAUUAUUUUUGGCACAUGCAAGGAUGUUACAGUGGGGCCCACAGCUAUAAUGGCAUUAAUGGUGCAGCAUGUUGCGAAGAGUGCUGAUUAUGUGGUGUUGUUGUGCUUUAUUUCCGGAUGUAUUAUAACUUUAAUGGGAUUACUGAAUCUGGGUAUAUUAGUACAAUUUAUUUCAAUGCCUGUAACAACUGGGUUCAUAACAGCUGCUGCGGUUACCAUAGCUAGUGGUCAAAUAAAUAAUUUAUUUGGCAUCUCGAGUUCAUCAAACGAAUUUUUCACCUCUUGGUACACUUUCUUCGGUAAUAUUACGAAACUUAAACAGAACGACUCCAUACUGGGAGUUUGCACUUUGAUAGUACUGAUAUUGAUGAAACAAAUGCAAACUAGCAAAUGUGUGACUCCCAAGUUUAAAAAGCUCAUUUACUUAAUUUCCUUAUCGCGUAAUGCAUUGGCUGUGAUUGUUGGUAUUAUAUUGUGCUAUUGCUUAAGCCACGACGACGUAUUACCUUUCAGAGUCAACGGCAAAAUCACGAAAGGCAUACCACCUUUUCAAUUGCCUCCUUUUAGUACAACUAAUGAGAACGGGGAAACUGUUUCCUUUACCGAAAUGUUUUCCGAAUUAACAACAUCUAUCGUAACAAUUCCGUUGGUGUCUGUUGUAGAAAGUAUAGCUGUUGCUAAGGCAUUUUCAAAAGGAAAAAUCGUUGACUAUUCACAAGAAAUGAUAGCCCUGGGUCUUGGAAAUAUAAUGGGUAGUUUUGUUUCAUCGAUGCCCAUAACUGGUUCGUUUACACGUACAGCAAUUAAUAACAGUAGCGGAGUAAAAACACAAUUUGGUGGUCUUGUAACUGGUGGUUUGGUACUUCUUGCAUUAUCAUUUCUAACAAACACAUUCUACUACAUACCUAAAGCUACUUUAGCUGCUAUCAUCAUUGCGGCUAUGAUCUUCAUGAUAGAAUAUCACAGAAUUUUAGAAAUUUGGAACUCAAAAAAGUUAGAUGUAUUCCCUUACGUCGUGACAGUAAUCGUUUGCCUAUUCUGGAGCUUGGAAGGAGGUAUAAUUGUGGGAAUAAUUUUUAAUUUAAUAUUUAUAUUAUACAGAACGGCUAGGCCACGAAUAACGACAACAAUAGAAAAGGUUAAUGAUAUAGAAAUAGGCAUUGUUAAGCUAGAAGGAGAAUUUCGCUAUUGUUGCGCAGAAUACCUAAGAAUGAAAAUCAUUAACUUUAAAAAUACUCAAGCGACAAGCGUAAGUUUGAUUAUGUUGCAAGGAGAAGAUAUUAAGUCAAUUGAUUCCACAGUUGCCAUGAACAUACUUUCAUUAAAAGAAGAUUUAAUUUUAUUAAACUGCGAGCUGUUUUGUUGGAACUGGAAUUACAAAUCAGCCGGCGUAUUAUAUCGCCUAAAUCCUAACGCACGAGGCAUGUUUAAAUUUGAUAUAACCCUACAAGAAAUAAUUGAUGAUAUCAAAGGAAAAAAUAGCAGAAAUCACAGUUUGGUAUAAACACAAUAAUUAAUAAGAUAUAUAUUUUUUUGUAUAUGUAUUGCAAAUAAAAAAAUACACAUGUUCGUAAACAGGUAUAACCUUAGU
Messenger RNA from Teleopsis dalmanni, 2249 nucleotides. RefSeq names its product sodium-independent sulfate anion transporter. Gene Ontology annotation, biological process: transmembrane transport. Gene Ontology annotation, cellular component: membrane. Gene Ontology annotation, molecular function: sulfate transmembrane transporter activity. The record is from RefSeq and is a predicted model, not a curated record. Lineage: Eukaryota; Metazoa; Arthropoda; Insecta; Diptera; Diopsidae. The coding region runs from base 375 to 2162 and encodes 595 amino acids. The transcript has 9 exons.